AUGGACCAAGUCAGAGUAGAAUUAGCUAAAGAAUAUCCAGAAAUCAAUCGGGCGAGAAUGCUUUCAGUGCAGAGAGACUUUGCCCGAGCUGCUGAGGCGUAUGCUGAGUUGUUAGACGAGAUGGCACCUCGGGAGGAGAGUUCUAGCCUGAAAAUGGCAGCUGUUUAUUUGGAAUAUGCCCGAGCAUUGAUCUUAUCAAAUGACAAAUUAGUGAUUAAUCCUGAGAUUGAGGAGGAUCAGAGGUACUUAGAAGAUUUAGAAAUUGCCUGGGAAGUCUUGGAAGUAGCUAAACAAGUCUUUAUUAGUCAUAAUGUAGUGAAUGAGUUAUUGGAAACGUACUUAUUAUUAGCCGAAAUGUCGCAAGAUGCUAAUAACUUAGUGGCUGCUCGGGAGGACUUUAUGGGUGCUUAUGACUUGUGUUUAUCGGCCUAUGGUGAAAGUAGGCAGUUGGCGGAAAUUUCGUUUAGAAUUGCUAUAGUAGAUGAAGGUUUAGGAGAGACGGGGAAGGCUAUUACUCGGUUGGAAGAGUUAGUGCAAAUGUUGCAGCGAUUACCAGGUGAUGAGACGAUUAAGGAGUUGGUGCAAGAAGUCAAUUUACGGAUUGAUGAGAUGAAGCAUCCUGAGAAGUACAAGAUAGAUCUGAAAGCCGAGAAGACUACUACUGUUGAUCCCAGUGCACCAGUUACUAAAGUAUCAACUACUAAGACGCCUAAGCCAGAUAAGUAA
Nematocida homosporus is the source of this 726-nucleotide messenger RNA. RefSeq lists its product as uncharacterized. Gene Ontology annotation, molecular function: histone binding. The transcript has a single exon. Lineage: Eukaryota; Fungi; Microsporidia. Gene Ontology annotation, biological process: CENP-A containing chromatin assembly; DNA replication-dependent chromatin assembly. Gene Ontology annotation, cellular component: nucleoplasm. The coding region runs from base 1 to 726 and encodes 241 amino acids. The record is from RefSeq and is a predicted model, not a curated record.